Helianthus annuus (common sunflower) is the source of this 1110-nucleotide messenger RNA. RefSeq lists its product as uncharacterized. The record is from RefSeq and is a predicted model, not a curated record. The transcript has a single exon. Lineage: Eukaryota; Viridiplantae; Streptophyta; Magnoliopsida; Asterales; Asteraceae. The coding region runs from base 1 to 1110 and encodes 369 amino acids.
AUGCCUAAAUACGCCAAAUACCUUAAGGACCUUCUUAAGCGUAAGGAUAGGAUAGGUGAGCUUUCAAACAUUCUGUUGACUGAAGGUUGUUCCGCGGUGGUCUUGAAUAAGCUAUCGGAGAAACAAACCGACCCGAGUACAUUCACCAUUCCAUGCUUCUUCGAGGGUGCCAUUACCCCCGCUCAUGCCUUAGCCGACUUAGGUGCUAGCAUCAAUUUGAUGCCAUUUUCUCUUUAUGAGAAGCUGGGGUUAGGAGAGCUUACACCCACGCGUAUGUCAUUGUCCUUGGUCGACCGCUCGGUCAAGUAUCCUCGUGGAGUCAUAGAGAAUUUACUUGUUAAGGUAGAUAAGUUCGUGUUUCCCGUAGACUUCGUGGUUUUAGAUAUGGAGGCCGAUGAGGGAGUCACGAUCAUUCUUGGCCGUCCAUUCCUUCGCACCGCAAAGGCAGUCAUCGAUGUCUUUGACGGUAAGAUUUCACUUUGUGCGGGAGAUGAGAUAGUUACCUUUGAGAUAGAUAGAGCCAUGCAACACCCUAGUGGUAGUGAUGAUUCUAGUGGCCCGUGUCACUCCGUUUACUUCCUAGAUUUGUUCAUAUCGUGCGUUGAUGGGUGCAUAGAUUUUAUUAGUGGCGCUGAUCUAGCUAGUGAGGGAGUAGUUGAAGAGGAGUUUGUUGACGAGGGUGAGGAGGUAGAUUCGACUUGGGUUCCUGAAACCUUAGAGCUUUGUGAGAUUAAGGAAGAGAGUGGGAGUAAACCCGUAGAUACUCCACCCCUAGAGCUUAAGGUCCUUCCGUCACACCUAGAGUAUGCUUUCUUAGGAGAAAAUUUGAGUAUGCCAGUCAUUAUUUCUUCAAAAUUGACGGAGGAGGAGAAGAGGAAGUUAGUUGAGGUGCUAAAGGAGCACAAGGAGGAUAUUGCUUGGAAGUUGUCCGACAUUAAGGAGAUUAGCCCCAGUUUUUGUACCCACCGUAUUCUUAUGGAGGAUGAGUUUAAACCGGUGGUGCAACCUCAAAGGCGCCUAAAUCCCAACAUGAAAGAGGUAGUUAGAAAAGAGGUAUUGAAGUUAAUGGAAUCCAGUUUGAUUACCCCAUAUCCGAUUCUUCAUGGGUGA